This is a messenger RNA of Symphalangus syndactylus (siamang), 2967 nucleotides long. It is a transcript of the gene SLC31A2, whose product is annotated as solute carrier family 31 member 2. The record is from RefSeq and is a predicted model, not a curated record. Gene Ontology annotation, cellular component: membrane. NCBI's taxonomy places the organism in Eukaryota, Metazoa, Chordata, Mammalia, Primates, Hylobatidae. Gene Ontology annotation, molecular function: copper ion transmembrane transporter activity. Gene Ontology annotation, biological process: copper ion transmembrane transport.
UGAGCCAAGAUUGCGCCACUACACUCCAGCCUGGGCAACAGAGCAAGACUCCAUCUAAAAAAAGUACAAUGAGUAGCUUGGUGGAAAAGAUGCAUGGGGCAAGGCAUGUAGGAAGGGGUUCAGAGCCUCCAGACCCUCCCUGGGCUUGCCACCUUCCAGGUACCCCCAUGUGUUCAGCAGCUGGAAGCUUUUCAAAUCCUGUCCUUUUAAAAAAAGUAUUCAUAUAUAAUAGUUGUACAUGUUUUGGGGUACAUGUGAUAUUUUGAUACCUAUAUACAAUAUGUAAUGAUCAAAUCAGGGUAACUGGGGUGUUUAUCACCUCAAACAUUUAUCUUUGUGUUGGGAACAUUACAAUUCUAUUUUGAAAUAGACAAUAAAUUAUGGUUAACUACAAUUUCCCUACUGUACUGUCGAAUACAACAACUUAUUCCUUCUAUCUAAACUGCAUUCUUUUGGGCUUCUAUGGAGUCUUCAUAUAGAGGCAUGAUUGAUGACCUCAUUGGCCACUGGUGAUCAGUUCAACCUUCAGUCCCUCUCUCCUUCCAGAGGUAGGGACUGGCGCUGAAAGUGCCAACCUCCAAGCACAAGGUUGGCUCCCCUGGUAACCAGCCCCCCUGGUAACCAGCCCCUAUCCAGAGCCCAUCCAGGAGCCUCAUCCAUUAGUCAUCUCAUUAGCAUAUAAAAAGACCCCACUUCAGAGUUUCCAAGGGUUCUAGAAGUCGUGUGCCAGGAAACCAGGGCAGAAACAGGAUAUAUAUAUCUUAUUAUGUCGCAGAGUCCAGUAAAAUACUUUAGCUGGACCACUUAUUAUCCCUUUUAGUGAAACAAAAGUAGUAAUUAACAGUUAAUUUUACACAGCAGCUCUAAUAAGCGCUUGAUAGUUUCUGUAAAAUAAUUUAUUGGGUUUUCCCUUAUUAUAAAAGCAAUAUAUAUAAAAGAAACCUUAGAAAGUUAGGCAAGAACAUAAAAACCACCUGUAUCCUACUUUGCUGAGAUAACUGUUACUCUUGUGCUGUUUAUCUUUCCUUCCAGACAUUUUUUGCAUACUUACAUAUAAAUAGGACCUUGCAGUACUCAUCGCUUAACAAGAAGUCAUGACAGAUUUGUGCAGCCUGCCGGGGGAGUGGGUGGGGUGAUGGUACAUGGCUUCUUCACCCUCAGCCCCUGGAUUUUUCAGGUGGCUUCUCUUCCUGAUCUCAAAGCCACACUCCAGCUAAGAAAGGUCUAGUGAAGACAGUGAAGAAGUUCGGAGCUCAGCAAGGGUGGGGAAGAAGAUGCAAGAGAGAGGUGGAUGGAGUGGAUUCCAUGAACAGGUGGAGGUGCUGGAAGGGAAACAGUGCUGGCCUGGCCCUGUCUCCACAACUCUGCCUCCUUUUACAGGCAUGGCCCUUUCGGUGUUGGUGCUCCUGCUUCUGGCUGUACUGUAUGAAGGCAUCAAGGUUGGCAAAGCCAAGCUGCUCAACCAGGUGCUGGUGAACCUGCCCACCUCCAUCAGCCAGCAGACCAUCGCAGAGACAGAGACAGACGGGGACUCUGCAUGCUCAGAUUCAUCCCCUGUUGGCAGAACCCACCACAGGUGGUAUUUGUGUCACUUUGGCCAGUCUCUAAUCCAUGUCAUCCAGGUGGUCAUCGGCUACUUCAUCAUGCUGGCCGUAAUGUCCUACAACACCUGGAUUUUCCUUGGUGUGGUCUUAGGCUCUGCUGUGGGCUACUACCUAGCUUACCCACUUCUCAGCACAGCUUAGCUGGUGAGGAAUGUGCAGGCACUGAAGCUGGAGGGACAUGGGGCCCCCUCUUCCAGACACUAUACUUCCAACUGCCCUUUCUUCUGAUGGCUAUUCCUCCACCUUAUUCCCAGCCCCUGGAAACUUUGAGCUGAAGCCAGCACUUGGUCCCUGGAGUUCGGAGGCCAUUGCAGCAAUCUUCCUUCUCGGCCAGCCUGCAUAGGGCCCAGGCAUGGUCUUGUGUCUUAAGAUGGCUGCUGUGACCAAAGGGAGAAUGGAGAGAACAGGGGUGGCAGGGUUACUGAGCCCAUGACAAUGCAUCUCUGUGACUCAAACCAGGAAUUUCCAAAGAUUUCAAGCCAGGGAGAAGGGUUCUUGGUGAUGCAGGGCAUGGAACCUGGACACCCUCAGCUCUCCUGCUUUGUGCCUUAUCUACAGGAGCAUCGCUCAUUGGACUUCCUGACCUCUUCUGUCUUUGAGGGACAGAGAGAGACCAAGCUAGAUCCUUUUUCUCACCUUUCUGCCUUUGGAACACAUGAAGAUCGUAUCUUCUAUGGAUCAUGUUGACAAACUAAGUUUUUUUUAUUUUUCCCAUUGAACUCCUAGUUGGCAAUUUUGCACAUUCAUACAAAAAAAUUUUUAAUGAAAUGGUUUCAUUUUAUUCAUGAUGGAUGGCAGCAGCUGCUGAGACCUAUUUCCCUUUCUUGUGGGGAGAAUAAGUGACAGCUGAUUAAAGGCAGAGACACAGGACUGCCUUCAGGCUCCUGGUUUCUUCUCUGGUAGACUGAGCUCCUUCCACCAGAAGGCACUGCCUGCAGGAAGAAGAUCAUCUGAUGGCCGUGGAUGUCUGGGAAGCUCUUCAUGGCCUUAAUGCCCUCCUUUAUCCUCAUCUUUCUUCUAUGCAAAACAAAAAACUGCAUCUAAUAAUGUUCAAUACUUAAUGUUCUCUAUUUAUUACUUACUGCUUACUCGUAAUGAUCUGGUGGGGAAACAUGAUUCAUUCACUUAAAAUACUGAUUAAGCCAUGGCAGGUACUGACUGAAGAUGCAAUCCAACCAAAGCCAUUACAUUUUUUAAGUUAGAUGGGACUCUCUGGAUAGCUGAACCUCUUCACUUUAUAAAAAAGGAAGAGAGAAAAUCACUGCUGUAUACUGAAUACCUCACAGACUAGAUAGAAAGAUGGUUGUAAGCUUUGGGAAUUAAAAACAAAUACAUUUUAGUACAUAUGUAUUUUUAAAUAUUC